Molecule: messenger RNA, 3251 nt
Organism: Portunus trituberculatus (swimming crab)
Lineage: Eukaryota; Metazoa; Arthropoda; Malacostraca; Decapoda; Portunidae
Product: F-box/LRR-repeat protein 20-like
Exons: 10
Coding region: 198-1475 (425 amino acids)
Biological process (GO): SCF-dependent proteasomal ubiquitin-dependent protein catabolic process
Cellular component (GO): SCF ubiquitin ligase complex
Molecular function (GO): protein binding
Source: RefSeq, a predicted model, not a curated record
CAGUGGAGCGAGCCAGCCUUCGUCUGCGCCAUGACAAACAGCUGACUCAAAACACAAAGAAUCGCUGCUAAUUUCCUCCUCCGCCUCUCCCGCGCCUUGUCCUCCUGCAGCGUGCGUGUGUGUGUGCUGGGAGAGCUGGUGGGAGUGCUGGGAGAGGCGUGGGAGAGUGGGUAGUGGUGCAGUGACCCGUGUUUGCCAUGUUGACCAAGGUGUUCUCGGAUGACGAGGCGCUGAUCAACAAGAAGGUGCCUCGGGAGCUUCUACUGCAAGUGUUCUCCUACCUGGACGUGGUGUCACUGUGCCGCUGUGCCCAAGUGUCAAACUACUGGCAUGUCCUGGCACUCGAUGGCUCCAACUGGCAGAGAAUUGACCUUUUUAACUUCCAGACUGACAUUGAGGGGCGUGUUGUGGAGAACAUAGGGCGUCGAUGUGGGGGUUUCCUGAAGCAGCUGUCUCUUCGAGGGUGCCAGAGUGUGAAUGAUGGUGCCCUGGUCACCUUCGCAGAGAUGUGCAACAAUAUAGAGAAGCUGAAUUUGAAUUACUGCAAGAACAUCUCCGACAAAACCUGCACAGCGCUGAGCAGACACUGUCCUCGGCUGGUGCACCUUGAGCUGGAUUCCUGUGCCCAGAUUGGUGACAACUCCCUCAAGGCGCUCAGUGACGGCUGCCCCAACCUGGAGUGGAUUAAUGUGUCUUGGUGCGAGCUCAUCACUCAGAACGGAGUCGAUGCACUGGCCCACGGAUGUCCCAAGCUAAAGGGUUUUGUGGGAAAAGGUCUUAAGGCACUGACAGACCCUGCCCUGCUGUCCCUGGCUCAAUACUGCAAGGGCCUUCAACACAUUAACCUCUGCAGCUGCUCAGCCAUCAGCGACCGGGGGGUGGUGGCGCUGGCGGAGAGCUGCUCAAUGGUGCGUUACCUGUGUUUGAGCAACUGUCUACACCUCACCGACACAAGCCUAGUGGUGUUGUCACAGCACUGCACACACCUGGAGACUUUGGAGGUGGCAGCGUGUUCACAAUUCACCGAUAAUGGAUUCCAGGCAUUGGCUAGGACUUGCCACAUGCUGGAGAAGAUCGACCUUGAAGAUUGUGUCCUAAUUACUGAUGUCACUCUCAACCACCUCGCCUCAGGAUGCCCUCGACUCGAAAAGCUGAGCCUAUCCCACUGCGAGCUGAUCACAGACGAGGGCAUCCGGCACUUAGGGGUCUCGGCAUGUAGCACAGAGCACCUCUCAGUUCUGGAGCUGGACAACUGCCCCCUCAUCACUGACCAAGCCCUCGAACACCUCCAUUCCUGCCACAACCUCCAUCGAAUUGAGCUUUAUGACUGUCAGCUCAUCACCCGCGCUGGGAUCAAGAAGCUCAAGAGCAACCUUCCAAACAUCAAGGUGCACGCAUACUUCGCCCCACAGACGCCACAGCCCGCCGAGGGACGCACCAGACAACGCUACUGCCGCUGCUGUGUUAUUCUCUGAGCCUCACAACCCCCACCAGCCCCUCCACACAUCCACUAGCCCCUCCAUACCCCCAUUAGCCCCUCCACCCGUCACUAGCCCCACCACCACCACUACCACAAGCAUUCAGCCCACACACCCCCUUCUACACCCCUCACACCAAAACAAAUGGUUUAUUUUGAGAUUUUUCUCCAUCUUUCCUACGUUUUAUGCCUAAAAUACCACAAUAGUACCUCAAAAACACAAUAUUAGGGUUUUUUUUUUUUUUUUAUUAUUUGAUUUCACCUCCCCCUGUGGUCUCUUCUUCCCUCCUCUACCCAUCGCCCCCAUACGAAGGGUCUAUAAGUGGUGGUGGUGGUGGUGGUGGUGGUGUUGGUGGUGGCAUUGAGAGAGAGUUCAGAUCUCAAAAUGUAAACAAAAAGGAGAUUAUAGGAGGGUGUUUCUCUCUCUCUCUCUCUCUCUCUCUCUCUCUCUCUCUCUCUCUCUCUCUCUCUCUCUCUCUCUCUCUCUCUCUCUCUCUCGAUGUCAUAGAGUUUAGUUUUGAUACAUGAAUGAACUUAACUUGGUCUUUGUGGGUUUGCAAGGAACAAAAUGUGUAAAGAGAGAAUGAUGAUAAUGACUGCUUUCUCUCUCUCUCUCUCUCUCUCUCUCUCUCUCUCUCUCUCUCUCUCUCUCUCUCUCUCUCUCUCUCUCUCUCUCUCUCUCUCUCUCAUACAUACAUUCUUUUAUAUAUGUAAAUAAAACUAUAUAGACACACAAACACACACACACACACACACUCGGCCCACAUUCAUCAGUAACUUGUUCAUCCAGAUUUUGGUUUAUCUAGAUCAUUUAAUAAUUGAGGUCCGGACGGCCAACAAAUGCAUUCAAACAACCCACGCCUCACACGGUUCUCCAGAAAUGGCCUGGCUGGUGAACACUGAACAGGGUCUAUUAUUUGGUAGCAGUGAAGAAAAUUGUGCAUUUCUCAGAACCUUGCAACUCUUGUGCUGGAAUUAAGAAGAUUAGGGAAAGGCAGUAGAGUGCGUUGUAUGUGUGUGUGUUUAUGAGGAGUGUGGUGUGGCGAAACAAACAGUGUCGGCCAUUACCAAAUUGAAAGAUAAAGAAAUACUGGGCCAUGUUUUUACCUUGAGAUUUGUAUACCAUUAGACCAUUUUAUUGACAUUAACAAGUGUCUAUGGAGGGCAGAAGACUAAUGGCCAGACUCGUCACUAUUUUAAUUGAGUUUUGUGUACCAUUAGACCAUUUGAUUGACAACGAAAAAUUUAAGGAGUGGAAAAGAAGUUACACUAGAGACAGCCGUUAAAAGGAUGGCAUAGAAAUUGAUAGAGUUUCAGGAGGAAGAAUGGGUGGCUGCGGUGAUUCUGCUGCGGACAUUGGCGUUUCAUAUGUCGAUAGGUAGUGUUGAGGUGAAGGUGGUGAGGUGGACGCAGCCAGCACACCAUGACACGGCUCCAUGUUGUGGUAGGGGCCGAUACUGUACGUCAUGACUACCAAGUUCUGUGUGUGUGUGUGUGUGUGUGUGAGUGUUGGGGUGUUAGUUAGUUAGUUUCAGUGUUAGGGUAACUGAGAUUGAUUUUGUUUUGCUUUAGUUGGCCGGAGAAAAAAACAAACAGCAAUAUUUGGCAAACGAAGGCCCCGUUUGAGUUACGCGGACCACUGCCUCCACCAUUUUGUCUGGAAAAAUGAGGGUCGAGUGUGUGUGUGUGUGUGUGUGUGUGUGUGUGUGUGUGUGUGUGUGUGUGUGUAUAUAUAAUGAAAGAAAGAAGAAUGUGUUAUUACUGUUAAUAUUAU